ACAGGAGAGGUUGUUGAAUUCCCUGCGUGCACCACACACUCGGAAUAUGCAGAUCCACCUAACGUCACACGGGGGGCGAAAGUGAAAAUAAACCGAAGUGACGUCUGUGCUGUGAGCAGAAGUGUAUAUUCUGAAAUACCCAAAGAUAUUUUUCAGGGCAAACCAGCUAUUACACCACGAGCGUAAAGUAGUUGGACAGUAAAACGUUAUGAACUAUUUCGUGCUAGGAAAUUUGGAAUAAGUUGAUUAGUUAAUCAAGCGAUUUCUCCAGAAGAGGAAAUUGUGUCUGCCUCGUGGAAUGGCGCAGAAGAAAAUCGAACUACGCUAAAGGUACGCCUGGUCUGAGAUGAUGAAUGAUGCCAGAUUAGAUGAUCAACAGUGAGGGUUUUACGAUACCAGCCCUCCCGUAAGGAUGGAGGAAACAGCAGCCAAAACGAGUCUUUCAGAAGGAGGGAAGGUGAAGGAAUCCUCUUCAAGGAGCCUCAUCCAUCAGGAGAGACCUACAUCACCUGUGCCCACUUGUGUGUCCAUGAAGAGUGACGAGUCAGUGGAUCGCUUUAUCAACUUCAAGAAUGCAGAUUACACUGAUGCAUCAAGGAGCCUCAUCCAUGAGGACAGACCUCCAUCACCUGUGCCCACUUGUGUGUCCAUGAAGAGUGACAUGUCAGUGAAUCGCAUGAUCAACUUCCAGAAUGCAGAUUACACUGAUGCAUCAAGAGGCCAGAUGCAGGAAUGGGACCCAGAUGCUGUCAGUGACCCGUUUACCAAGUCUCAACAGGAGGACCUGAAACACAUAUUCCAGGUGUUAGAGGAGAAGAUCAUCACCUUUGUGAAGAAUGAACUGAAGACAUUCAAGAGGAUGCUGAGUCCAGAUUACCAAGAGAACUUUGAGAGUAAAGAGGAGAAUGAGAGUGAUGUCAGAGAAGGGGCUCUGAAGAUGGCACUGCACUUCCUUAAGAAUAUGAAGCUGAAAGAUCUCGCUGACAAACUCUGCAUUAGCAACAAAGUAAUUAUUACAUUUUGGUGUCAGUGGCUUACAAAACAUUAUUAUGUUUUAAUAUUUUGUGAAAUAGAUGAGCUGGACGUAGUUUGUCAGACUGAGCUAAAAAGAAAUCUCAAGAACAAGUACCAGAGUGUGUUUGAAGGAAUACGCAAGCAAGGAAGCUCUGCUCUUCUAGACAAGGUCUACACAGAGGUCUACAUCACAGAGGGAGGAAGUGGAAAAGUAAAUGAAGAGCAUGAAGUCAGACAGAUUGAGUCAAGAUCCAAGAGACCAGCUGGACAGGAGACAUCAAUCAAAUGCAGUGACAUCUUUAAACCCUUACCUGGCCAAGACAAACCAAUCAGAAGUGUCGUCACAAAAGGAGUUGCUGGCAUUGGUAAAACUGUUUCAGUUCAGAAGUUCAUCCUGGACUGGGCAGAGGGAAAAGAAAACCAGGAUAUCCACUUCAUAUUUCCACUGCUGUUUAGGGAGCUCAACCUCAUGAGAGAAAAACAGCUCUCUUUGAUGGAUCUCCUCCACCACUUCUUCACAGAAAUAAAGCAGUCAACUUUUCCCAGCCAAGGGAAGUGCAAAGUGUUGUUCAUCUGUGAUGGUUUGGAUGAAUGUCGACUCCAACUAGACUUUCAGAAUAAUGAAAGUUUGACUGAUGUGACAAAGGUCACCUCAUUGGACGUACUCCUGACAAAUGUCAUCAAGGGUAAUCUGCUCCCCUCUGCUUUACUUUGGAUUACCUCUCGACCAGCAGCAGCCAAUAAAAUCCCUCCUGAGUGUGUUGACCGGGUCACAGAGGUACAAGGGUUCAAUGACCCACAGAAGGAGGAGUACUUCAGGAAGAGGAUCAGUGAUCAGAAUCUUGCCAGCAGAGUCGUCUCUCACGUCAAAUUAUCAAGGAGCCUCCACAUUAUGUGCCACAUACCAGUGUUCUGCUGGAUUGCUGCUACUGUUCUUGCAGUGAUUCUUGGCUCUUCAGGAGGUGGACAGAUUCCAAAGACUUUGACAGAGAUGUAUACCUAUUUCCUUAUUUUCCAAACCAAACAGAGGAGCUUAAAGUUUGAAAAUGUGCAGGACCUUGAUCCACAGUGGAACCAGAAAGUUAUCCUUGGUCUUGGAAAGUUGGCAUAUGAACAGUUAGAGAAGGGUAAUCUGAUUUUCUAUGAAGAAGACCUAAAAGAGUCUGGCAUUGAUGUCAGAGAGGCAGCAGUAUGCUCUGGCAUCUGCUCCCAGAUCUUUCAAGAAGAAUCAGGGCUUUAUCAAGGAAAGGUUUUCUGCUUUGUGCAUUUAAGUGUCCAGGAGUAUCUUGCAGCUUUGUAUGUGUUUUUGAUGAUGGCAGUUAAAGGGAAAGACAUAAUAUCCAGACACCAAGCUCCUGAAAAAUCCCUUACUCUUUGGAAAAGGAUAUUGAAUGUGUCUCCUUCAAUGGAGGAAUCCAUGAUCAUCUUACACAAGAGUGCCGUGGACAAAGCUUUGGAGCAUGAAGAUGGACGCUUAGACCUAUUUCUCCGUUUCCUUCUUGGCCUCUCUCUGGAGUCUAACCAGACCCUCCUGCAUGGCCUACUACAGAGAGGACAAAAUCAGAUGGGCAAUGAAGAAACAAUCAGUUACAUUAAGGAAAAGAUCAGGGAGGUUCCUUCAUCAGAAAGGGUCAUCAACCUCUUCCACUGCCUGCAUGAACUCAAUGAUCACUCCUUAGUGGAAGAGGUCCAGAGCUUCCUGAGUGCUGGGACACUUUCUGGAGCUGAACUCUCACCUGCCCAGUGGUCAGCUCUAGUGUUUGUGCUGCUGACAUCAGAACAGAAGCUGGAUGAGUUUGACUUGAAGAAGUACAUCAGAUCUGAUGAAGGUCUCCUAAGGCUGCAGCCAGUAGUGGAGGAAUCUCAGAAGGCUCAGCUCAAUAGCUGUGGGCUCACUGAAAGGAGCUGUACAGCACUGGCAUGUAUCCUCAGCAAACCAUCUUCAAAACUGAAAAAUGUGGAUCUCAGUGACAACAGUAUUGGAGAUAUUGGGGUCCAAGAACUCUGUAGUGGACUAAAGAACCCAAACUGUGCACUGGAGACACUCAGCCUGUCAAACUGCAGUAUUACAGAAGAGGGCUUCAGUUCUCUUGCAUCAGCACUGAGAUCAAAUCCCUCACACAUGAGCGAGCUGUGGCUGAAUGGGAAUAAAGCAGGAGACUCAGGAGUGAAGCAUCUUUCUUCUCUUCUGGAGAAUCCCAACUGUAAACUGGAGAACUCACUGAAAGAACGGCCCAAGAUCAUAUGA
Clupea harengus (Atlantic herring) is the source of this 3262-nucleotide messenger RNA. Its product is annotated as NLR family CARD domain-containing protein 3-like. Gene Ontology annotation, molecular function: protein binding. The transcript has 11 exons. Lineage: Eukaryota; Metazoa; Chordata; Actinopteri; Clupeiformes; Clupeidae. Bases 413 to 3262 code for a protein of 949 amino acids. The record is from RefSeq and is a predicted model, not a curated record.